UUCUUAGAACGCCUGAGAUUACAUAUUAGAAAAAAAAAAAAAAAAUCUUUGAACAGUUGAUAUGAUAGCGGGACCCUUAAAUAUGACAGAAUCUGUCUAGCUACGGGUCUUGUGUUGAACAGUUAGAAUUCUAGAAACUUGGUUGAAGUUUCUGUUUUCAGCGGGCAAUUUUUCUAUAUAUCUUUCUGUAAUAUAAAAGAAAUGGAAGAUGGGUCUUCCCCUACGGGUGGUGGUACUGUAGAUAAGGGAAGAGCUGAGCAAUAUAAAGGAAGGGUCACUGUUCAUGUUAUCAUUGCUUGCAUUGUUGCUGCUACUGGUGGGUCCCUUUUUGGCUAUGAUGUUGGUAUUUCAGGAGGAGUUGCUUCCAUGGAUGACUUUCUUCAGAAUUUCUUCCCCGCAGUGUACAAACAUAAAUUGGAAGCCCAUGAAAACAACUAUUGCAAGUAUAACAACCAGGGCAUUUCUGCAUUUACAUCUACUUUAUACAUUUCUGGUUUAGUUGCAUCCAUAAUCGCAGCUCCAAUUACGCGGAGGUAUGGACGAAGGACAAGUAUCAUAAUUGGUGGUAUCAACUUUCUCAUUGGAUCAGCUCUGAAUGCUGCAGCGGUUGAUCUUGAAAUGCUUAUCAUUGGAAGGGUUUUGCAAGGUGUUGGCAUUGGAUUUGGAAAUCAGGCUAUUCCGCUGUACUUGUCGGAGAUGGCGCCAACACACUUUCGAGGAGGAUUGAACAUGAUGUUUCAAGUUGCAACCACGUUUGGGAUUUUUACAGCAAAUAUGAUCAAUUAUGGAACACAACAGAUUCAACCCUGGGGGUGGAGGCUGGCCCUUGGCCUUGCUGCAAUUCCAACUCUUUUGAUGACUAUCGGAGGAAUAUUUAUUCCAGAGACUCCAAAUAGCUUAAUAGAAAGAGGAUCAAAGGAACAAGGGAGGAAGCUCCUUGAAAAAAUCAGAGGAACGAAUGAGGUCGACGCGGAGUUCCAAGAUAUGCUUGAUGCGGGUGAAUUGGCAAAUUCAAUAAAGCACCCCUAUUAUAACAUCCUUAAAAGAAGAUACAGACCAGAGUUGGUCAUGGCUAUCUGCAUGCCUGCAUUCCAGAUUCUGACCGGCAUAAACUCAAUCCUCUUUUAUGCUCCAAUGCUAUUUCAAAGCAUGGGAUUUGGCAGACAGGCAUCUCUCUACUCCUCAGCAUUGACUGGAGUAGUUCUUGCUGGAUCAACAUUCAUUUCUAUUGCAACAGUAGAUAGAUUGGGGCGACGACCCUUACUCAUCAGUGGUGGAAUACAAAUGAUUGUAUGCCAGGUUUCAGCUGCCAUAAUUCUGGGGAUCAAAUUUGGAGAAAACCAAGAAUUGUCAAAAAGCUAUUCAAUAUCGGUUGUAAUAAUACUCUCUCUAUUUGUUCUAGCAUUUGGAUGGUCAUGGGGGCCACUAGGAUGGACAGUCCCAAGUGAGAUAUUUCCGUUAGAAAUCCGAUCGGCAGGGCAAAGUAUAACAGUUGCUGUGAACCUUCUCUUCACUUUCAUAAUUGCACAGGCCUUUCUUUCCCUUCUCUGUUUUUUUAAGUAUGGGAUCUUCCUAUUUUUUGCUGGCUGGACAGCCCUAAUGACCCUAUUUGUUUUUUUGUUCCUACCUGAAACCAAGGGCAUUCCCAUUGAAGAGAUGUCAAUUUUGUUGAGGAAACAUUGGUUCUGGAAAAUGGUACUACCAGAUGAUGCAGUUUGACUACAAUUACUUGGAUAUUUUAUCAAUUGAUCAUGAUAAGGCAUAUAACUGAAAAUCUCACCCAGAAUCAUAGUUUGUCCUUCAUAUGUUGUAAUUAAGUACACUACAUUCACAUCUAUGAAAUAUUUGAUUGUCACAUUAUUUGUAAUUUUAUAUUAUCAAUGACAAAUUAAUUA
Messenger RNA from Medicago truncatula (barrel medic), 1895 nucleotides. RefSeq names its product sugar transport protein 7. Gene Ontology annotation, biological process: monosaccharide transmembrane transport. The record is from RefSeq and is a predicted model, not a curated record. NCBI's taxonomy places the organism in Eukaryota, Viridiplantae, Streptophyta, Magnoliopsida, Fabales, Fabaceae. Gene Ontology annotation, molecular function: monosaccharide transmembrane transporter activity. Bases 202 to 1719 code for a protein of 505 amino acids. The transcript is spliced from 5 exons. Gene Ontology annotation, cellular component: membrane.